AGACGGACAGGGGUGACCGGCUGCAUUCUCCGUCCAGGUGUAGACGGGUGCAUGUGGGCGUUUCGCUACCUGCUGCGGUCCGCUGCCGGACGUACCAUGUCGCAGGGGCCGGCCCUCCGCCAGCGGCCGCCCAAGGACCCGCUGCGGCACCUGCGCACGCGGGAGAAGCGCGGGCAGUCGUGGGGAUCCGGGGGCCCGAACACCGUGUACCUGCAGGUGGUGGCGGCCGGCGGCCGGGACGCGGGCGCAGCGCUCUAUGUUUUCUCCGAGUACAACCGGUACCUCUUCAACUGUGGAGAAGGCGUCCAGCGACUCAUGCAGGAGCACAAGCUGAAGGUUGCUCGCUUAGACAACAUAUUCCUGACGCGAAUGCACUGGUGUAAUGUUGGGGGUUUGUGUGGAAUGAUUCUUACCUUAAAGGAAACCGGGCUUCCAAAGUGUGUGCUUUCUGGACCUCCACAACUGGAAAAAUACCUAGAAGCAAUCAAAAUAUUUUCUGGUCCGUUGAAAGGAAUAGACCUGGCUGUGCGUCCUCACUCUGCACCGGAAUACCAGGAUGAGACCAUGACAGUGUACCAGGUCCCCAUAUACAGUGAACGGAAGUAUGGAGAGCCCCAGCCAUCGCAGAGUCCAGAGAGCCCUCUCGGCAGGUGCAGUCCAGAGCAGUCUUCAGACUCUGGAUCACCCGAAAAUGAGCGGCACCCUCCAGAUGGUGUUAGCCAGAGAAUAGGUGGCAGGGACCCCUCCUUGGUCGUAGCUUUCAUCUGUAAGCUUCAUGUAAGAAAAGGAAACUUCUUGGUGCUCAAAGCAAAGGAGCUGGGCCUUCCAGUUGGGACAGCUGCCAUUGCUCCCAUCAUUACUGCUGUCAAAGACGGGAAAAGUGUCACUUAUGAAGGCAGAGAGAUUUUGCCUGAACAGAUCUGUACUCCUCCAGAUCCUGGUCUUGCUUUUGUUGUAGUGGAAUGUCCAGAUGAAGGAUUCAUUCAACCCAUCUGUGAGAAUGCAACCUUUAAGAGGUACCAAGGAAAGGCCGAUGCUCCUGUGGCCCUCGUAGCUCACAUGGCCCCAGAGUCUGUGCUUGUGGACAGCAGGUACCAGCAGUGGAUGGAGAGAUUCGGGCCCAACACCCAGCACCUGAUCCUGAACGAGAAUUGUGCAUCUGUUCACAACCUGCGCAGCCACAAGAUUCAAACGCAGCUCAACCUCAUCCACCCAGGCAUCUUCCCCCCACUUGCCAGUGUCCUCUGCAAGGAAGAGGGGCCAGCCCUCAGUGUGCCCACGGUUCGGGCGGAGUGCCUGCUCAAGUACCAGCUCCGUCCCAGGAGGGAGUGGCAGAGGGAUGCCAUUGUCACUUGCAAUCCAGAUGAAUUUAUAGCAGAGGCCCUGGAGCUUCCCAAUUUCCAGGAGAGCGUUCAGGAAUAUAGGAAACAUGCGCAGGAUGGCCCAGCCCCAGCAGAGAAAAGAAGCCAGUAUCCAGAAAUCAUCUUCCUUGGAACAGGGUCUGCCAUCCCGAUGAAGAUUCGAAAUGUCAGCUCCACGCUUGUCAACAUCAGCUCCGACACGUCUCUGCUCCUGGACUGUGGCGAAGGUACAUUUGGGCAGCUGUGCCGUCAUUACGGAGAUCAAGUAGACAGGGUCCUGGGCACCCUCGCGGCUGUGUUUGUGUCCCACCUGCACGCGGAUCACCACACGGGCUUGUUGAAUAUCCUGCUGCAGAGAGAACAAGCUUUGGCGUCUCUGGGGAAGCCUUUUCGCCCUCUGCUAGUGGUUGCUCCCACCCAGCUCAGGGCCUGGCUCCAGCAGUACCACAACCAGUGCCAGGAGGUUCUGCAUCACAUUAGUAUGAUUCCUGCCAAAUGCCUUCAGAAAGGGGCUGAGGUCUCCAAUCCCACACUUGAAAGACUGAUCGGUUCACUGCUGGGAAUAUGUGAUUUGGAAGAGUUUCAGACCUGCCUGGUCCGGCACUGCAAACAUGCUUUUGGUUGUGCGCUGGUGCACACUUCCGGCUGGAAGGUGGUCUACUCAGGGGAUACCAUGCCCUGCGAGGCUCUGGUCCAGAUGGGGAAAGAUGCCACCCUCCUGAUACAUGAAGCCACUCUGGAAGAUGGUUUAGAACAGGAAGCAAUGGAAAAGACACACAGCACUACCUCCCAAGCCAUCAGCGUGGGGAUGCGGAUGAAUGCGGAGUUCAUCAUGCUCAGCCACUUCAGCCAGCGCUAUGCCAAGAUCCCCAUCUUCAGCCCCGACUUUAACGAGAAAGUGGGAAUUGCUUUUGACCAUAUGAAGGUCUGCUUUGGAGACUUUCCGACGGUGCCCAAGCUGAUCCCCCCGCUGAAGGCCCUGUUUGCUGGUGACAUCGAGGAGAUGGUGGAGCGCAGGGAGAAGCGGGGGCUGCGGCUGGUGCGGGAGGCCCUCCUCUCCAGGGCACAGGCUGGCGGCCCUGAAGACAGGGAGCCCCAGCAGAAACGGGUACAUGCAGAGGAGCCUCAGAGUCCACAGAGCAAGAAGGUCAGAGCCCAGUGAAGCCCAGGAGUGAUCCUGAACUCUGAGGACUGUGCCUCUUCUGCUCUGUGCAUGGCCCCCGUGUCUGCUCUCCUUGCCUGGUGGAAACUAGAGAGCAGGAUCCAAUGAGGAGGUGUGGAGCUGUGCUGAGACCGGGGCUCCUGGAUGGCUGGUGCCUGGCACUGCUGUGGGACAGGAGGCUGCCAAAUGGAAGCAGGCAGGUCUAACUAACUCCGAUCAGUCUUUAAAGUCAUCUAGAAACACAGAGGGCAGCACCCACCCCUCGCCUACUCCAGCAGUGUGAUUUCCUCUGCAUGCCAGGGAAAAGCAAAGUAACAGGAUGGUGGGUCUGAGUGUCUCCGAGACUCAAGGAAUAGUAUUUCCAAAGCAGCAGCCACAAUAAAGAUUGAGUGGAUCCUGAGUUCUUUCCGCUUCAUCCUGGUGCUGCUUCGGAGCAGGGUCUUCUGUGUGCUGUGGAGAGGGCUCUCCAUGCCUCAGCAUUGUGGCUGCCAGGUACCCGGUGUGCCCUGGAAAGCAGCUCCGAUCGAUCACAGCAGGGACCUUUGGAACCUGUCCCCAGGGAGCCACCGUCCUCACCAGCUGUCUUUUGACAGAAGUCCAGCUGUCCUGGCUCACAGAGGUGGCAGGGUUUCACAUACUGUCAGGGCCUGGGCUGGGCCGGGGCAGUGGUUCAGGGACAUGGCAGUCCUCCCAUUGUUCUGGGUAGAAGUGGAGACAACAGAUUUGCUCUCUCGUGCCCCAUAAUGAGCACAAGAAUCACCCUUUGCCCUUGAAAGUUUUGAGAAAUGUCACAUUGGGCUGGCUCCCUUGCCUCCUUGCAGGAUUUAAAAGGAGGUUAAGUGCUUGAAAAUUGAGACUAUUUUUUUCAAAGUUGAAUCUAAUGUGUAGUUGUGUAUUCUCCCUACCCAGGGGAAUAUGGAAAGAGCUUUAAAUACUCAGGUGACGAGAGAGAAAGAUACAGGCCAGGGACUCGGCCUUCCGCAGUGGUGACCUUCAGGCUUCCUCCUGAGGCAGCACAUGCGAUCAAUGACUGUGUUUUCCACAGGUCAGUGGUUAAAACAAGAACGUAUGCCAAGCUCAGGGAUAAUAAAUCUAUUUUAAUAACAUUAUUUUUGACAACGCUUUGUACAUGUAUUUAAAGAUAACUUUCAACCCCCAGGCUCUUACAGAUUGGGGAUUGAACUGCCCUUGCCAGGAAGUGAGCAAAGCUGUAACAUCAGAAGUCUGCAGUCCCUCUCAGAGGACAGCUUCACACUGCUGGGAAAAACUGAGCAUUUAAAUUUUUCAUUGUACACCUGUACAUCAGUUUAGAUUGAAUGGCUCAAAUUAAACAAAUAUAGAGAGAUUUCAUAUGUACAAAUAUUAUAUCAUGUAUAGGUAUAUUAUAUCUAUUUUAAAAGGAUAAAAUUUUAAACUCUGACUUUGCAUGCAUGGCCCAAAUCUGUUUCUCACUCCCUUAAUCCCAAAGUGAAAAUGGGCUCCCCAGUGGCUCCCCUCCUCCCCGUGACUAGGUGGAACUUCGUGAGGAGGGACAAGAGGUGGAUGCUGGUGAGCAAAGCUGGCCACACUGCAGGCCAUGUGCAGGGGCCGGUGUCACAGUGGGCUGCCUCCAUUUUCCUCCAUGUGCUUCGGGGAACAGAAUUAUUGCUAUUCAGUUGUAACCUCUGGAAAGAAGAGACAAGCUUCAGGAACCCACACACCUAAUGAGCUGGGUGCUUCAAGGUGCCUGGAGGGGUGGAAUUACUCAGCUAAUGUUUUCGCAGGGGCAUGGAAGCUAUCUUUGGGGUAUCCAGACAUUGUCCAGAUCAUUUCUGAAAUUCAGAAGUAGGAAAUGA
This is a messenger RNA of Cynocephalus volans (Philippine flying lemur), 4358 nucleotides long. It is a transcript of the gene ELAC2, whose product is annotated as elaC ribonuclease Z 2. Bases 52 to 2523 code for a protein of 823 amino acids. Gene Ontology annotation, biological process: mitochondrial tRNA 3'-end processing. The transcript is spliced from 24 exons. Gene Ontology annotation, cellular component: mitochondrion. The record is from RefSeq and is a predicted model, not a curated record. Gene Ontology annotation, molecular function: 3'-tRNA processing endoribonuclease activity. NCBI's taxonomy places the organism in Eukaryota, Metazoa, Chordata, Mammalia, Dermoptera, Cynocephalidae.